ACCAUGAAUCCACCAUUUUCUUUUCUCUAUAAACAAGUGCUUUUCCCUCUCAUUUGAUUUUUCUAAUAACAACCUUUUCGUCAAUAACACCCCUCUUUAUUGAACUCAGUAUAGUCAUGGAUGCUCAUUCUUCUUACAAAGAAAAGGUGGAAGCUCUCCAGUAUGAGUUGGAACGCACCAGAAAAGAGAAUGAAACUCUUAGGUUUAUGGUUGAAGUUAUGAGCGCCAAGUUCAGUUCUCUUCAAGAAAAUGUUCAAGAAAAUAAAUUAUUUAAGGUUCAAGAAUCCUCAAAUUAUGAAGUCUAUGACUCGAUCAAGAGACAAAGAAUUGAGAUUCCUAUGGCCAAACCUUCACAAAUCUUUGUCAGAACUGAAUCCAAAGACACGAGCCUUAUUGUUAGAGAUGGAUAUCAAUGGAGAAAGUAUGGGCAAAAGGUUACUAAAGAUAAUCCAUCACCAAGAGCUUACUUCAGGUGUUCAAUGGCUCCUGGUUGCCCAGUCAAAAAGAAGGUUCAAAGAUGUGUUGAGGAUAAGUCAUUACUAGUUGCAACCUACGAAGGAGAACACAAUCAUGAUCGAACUUCUGGACACUUCUUGUACUCUCCAGAUAGCUCAUCAUCAAGAAACUCAAGAAGUAGCAUUUCUUGCCCAGUCAGUAUUCGACCAGCUUCUGUUGCUCUAGACCUUACCCUCUCAUCAAAUUCCAUAUUAGAAAAGGAAAAAACUUGUCGUAGUUCCUCGGAUGAUCACGAAACCAAAAACUGCAACUUUAAGGUUGAAGAGUAUGUUGCUUCUCUCACUAAAGAUCCCAACUUUACUGUUGCUUUGGCUGCAGCUAUAGCUCGCUCCAUCCCUUCGCCAACACUACCUUGAACGUAAAGGGAUUUGUUAACUAAUCAGGUUUAGUUAGCUGUUAAGGGAGAUAUAUAUUAUUGUGUGUUAAUAUUAAUUUUGUUGUUUGGAAGUUUAGAAAACUAGAGAUUGUGAGAAAAUUUUAGGAGAAAGAAGAAAGAGUGAAGUCAGGCAAAGGCGAUCGCUUCUUCUCUAGUUAUUGUCCUAGGAAAAGAAAUUUCAGAAUCAUAUUUUUGUAGUAAAGCUCCAUAAUACCGGUUUUAUU
This is a messenger RNA of Jatropha curcas, 1116 nucleotides long. Its product is annotated as putative WRKY transcription factor 40. NCBI's taxonomy places the organism in Eukaryota, Viridiplantae, Streptophyta, Magnoliopsida, Malpighiales, Euphorbiaceae. Gene Ontology annotation, molecular function: DNA-binding transcription factor activity; sequence-specific DNA binding. Gene Ontology annotation, biological process: regulation of DNA-templated transcription. The record is from RefSeq and is a predicted model, not a curated record.